Molecule: messenger RNA, 931 nt
Organism: Zingiber officinale
Lineage: Eukaryota; Viridiplantae; Streptophyta; Magnoliopsida; Zingiberales; Zingiberaceae
Product: 60S acidic ribosomal protein P2B-like
Exons: 4
Coding region: 37-390 (117 amino acids)
Biological process (GO): cytoplasmic translational elongation
Cellular component (GO): ribosome; cytosolic large ribosomal subunit
Molecular function (GO): structural constituent of ribosome
Source: RefSeq, a predicted model, not a curated record
ACAGCAGCAUCGUCGUCUGCAAAUCUAGAAGCGAAGAUGAAAAUUGUGGCGGCUUAUCUCCUGGCCGUCCUCGGCGGCAACCCCAACCCCUCCGCCGAUGAUAUCAGAUCCAUCCUUGAAUCAGUGGGAGCGGAGGCAGAGGAUAAGAGGAUCAACCACUUCCUCGCGGAAGUCAAGGGCAAGGACAUAACUGAAAUCAUCGCUGCAGGCCGGGAGAAGUUCGCUUCCGUGCCCUCUGGUGGCUCUGUGGCUGCCAUCGGGGUCGCCGCCCCUGGUAGCGGCGGCGCGGGCGGCGCCCCAGCUGUAGAGGAGCCUAAGAAGGAGGAGAAGGUGGAGGAGAAGGAGGAAUCCGACGAGGUUUGGAAUCUUCAACCCAGCAGUCGUGUAUGAUCACCUAGGAGAAAUUUAUUCAGCACUUAUUCUGGGAAGCUUAGUGUUAUGCAUUUUGUUAUACUUGAAAGGUCAUUUGGCACCAUCUUCUUCGGAUUCUGGUUCAUUAGGGAACUUCAUAAUUGAUUUUUAUUGGGUGAGCUUUCUUAACCAGACAUCAUUUGCAGAGUUGUUGUGUCAUUGUUUUUUUCUGGAUUGAUUGCACAUAAAAUAAUCAGAUAAAUGCAUCUGAUUGAUAAUUUGAGAUACUAUGGAGUAUGCAAGGGCCUUGCAAAUAUCUCAAAAAAAAAAACAAAUGAACAUAUUACAAUGGAUUUGUUGAUUUAUUUUUUAAUCACUGUUACCUAAUCAUGGCAGGUUAUGUGCCAAUGCUUAAACUUUUAUUAGCUAUAUUUGAUAGUGAAGGAUUUUAUCUGUUACUUGUUCCCAGAUGUAUCACUAUUUUUACAUAUUACAAUUAUGUUUGCAUGGGUGCACUCUAUUCUUGCAUUUCCAUUCUCUGUACUAAUGGUUACAUGAGAUUUCUCCAAUCUGCAUAUAG